Molecule: messenger RNA, 4476 nt
Organism: Ornithodoros turicata
Lineage: Eukaryota; Metazoa; Arthropoda; Arachnida; Ixodida; Argasidae
Product: CUE domain-containing protein 1-like
Exons: 11
Coding region: 307-1608 (433 amino acids)
Molecular function (GO): ubiquitin binding
Source: RefSeq, a predicted model, not a curated record
AAUCACUUCUAUUGCGGAGGUGUGGACUCCAUGUAGCUUCUGCCGUCGGGGAGCGGCUCAGAUAUUUGUGUUAUUAGUGGUAUUCGUAUUAUCUUGACACUUGUAACAAUGUGCCAUUGAGUUAUCGUGUCCGGAGAAGAUAAAGAUAGUUUGCGCUUUAGAAUGGCUCUACCGCAAUGACCAAGAAAGUGUUUCCAUAAGAUGAACUGCAGAAGUCGAAGCAUGUCUGCAGCUGUGGGACACAUAGAUAAUUUAUUUGACUGCUGGCUCUAUUACAAUUUUACACAAUAUAUCUAAGGCCACAAAAUGACCACCGAGGUCCCGUCGGACCUGAACAGUACAAUAGGACAGCAGACACCCCGGUCUGCUUCUGCGGAAGAGCCGAAAAAUGCGCAGCAUGCUCGACCCCCAGUCACACAACUGGAGUUUCGUCAGGCUAUGCGUGACUUCCGGAGCAUGUUCCCGGAGAUGGAGGCUGCAGUCAUCGAAGCUGUGCUGCGUGCUAACGGUGGUGCAGUCGACGCAACAAUCGACCAGCUUCUGACAAUGGCCCAGGAUAACGAUAACGAACGUUUGCGCACUGAGUUAGAGGCCACUGAAAAUGCAGCUCCUCCACCUUCGUAUCAGCAGGCCACUGUGGGUCCCAUACAAAGCAGUGAAAACCCGUCACCCGUUGUGGAUCCUGCGCCCCGUAAAUCUGCCCCUUCCCGCAGCAGCGUUCAGUCAUCGCAGGGCAUGAGCCCUGCCAGAGCGAAUGAAUCAAAGAAGCGCAAUUGGAAGCCAGCCAUUCUUGGACCUCUGCCACCUUCCUUUCUGCGCCUCGAGCAAAACCCCACAUCUCAUUCAUCCCAUGGCCAGCACAGACGUAUCUCAUCAGCAUCAUCCGUAUCCUCCGCAACUUCACGCUCGCAGGGUCGGGUUGAGUCUCUUGGUUCCGAGCAGCAGCAGCAGCAGGUUCAGGGCGUAAGCGUGCUUAGUACGGCAAUGCUGCAACAACGCAUGGAAGAAAAUGAGCGGCAGCGACGUCUAGGAGCUACAGAGGAGUUAGCGCAGUAUCUUGAAGAUGAACGCAUUGCCAUUCUGCUCCAGAACGAAGAAUUUGUCCGAGAACUGCGACGCAAUCAAGAAUUCAUGUCCACACUCGACCGAGAUAUAAAGGAGAGGACCUCAGAAAGAAGUGGCAGCUUAGUACCAGACGAUGCUUCGGAGUAUUCACAUCAAGAUGAUGAUGAUGAUGUACCACAACUACCUAUGGAUGCUUUUCCGUACACACGUUCAACGGGUGAAGGCGGGGAAGAUUCAGAUGCAGCAUUCAAAGAGAGACUUAAGAACAUGGGCAAAGCAUCUCGUCGAAAGUUUGCGCAGCUGGCUCGUCUCUUUUCUCGAACAAAGAAAUGUAAUUUUAGGCAGAUGUUGGGAGACGGUGCCAACCCCUCGAGAGACAACCUUCUACUUCAUGAAGACAACUAUGGGGAACUUUCAGAAGAAGAACAGGAGGGCGAUACUAAGAAGGAAGAGACGUGGAACAGCCACCAUGUUUGCUUUACUAGCACGUCGCCAGCCGGGAUGGUACAUCGCCCAAGAGCGAUCGUUGACCCAACUGUCUAAGUUGCACGCAGCAGCAGCAGCAGCUUGCUCACGUGUCUCCAACAAGAAAUGCUGAGGUGCUGCGAGGUGAUUGACUCGGAUUCAAAGCUCAUUACCACAUCGCUGUACAUAACCUUUGUAGCUCAGCCUCUAAUGUUCCUGAAAAUGCUGUAGCAGCAACCCUCUUUUUAUUUUCGAGAAUCAAAUUUUCGAACAGGAACGAUCGUUCUUUUUAAAGACACAGAGAGGUCUACUUACUGAGAUUUUUUUCAAACGGAGAAGUUUUUUUUAGAAAACGGAUUCAACUGCCACCAGCUGAAUAUCGUGUCAGCAACCGAUAUUUGGGGUUCCGCGCUUUCGGUCUUUAGUUUAGGGCGGAUUCGGUGUAUGUUUUUCUGCGCUUAUUUAUUUUCAGGAAAUCGGCAUCUUUCUGCAAUUUUUCUGCCGUGUACACUGUUUACCCUGAAGUUAUCGGCGAAUAUAAAUUGCAACGUAACUUCGAAAGUACGAAUUUCCGGUACGAAAUUAGCCCCUGUGAGACAUCUCAAAAGGAACACUUUAUUGCUUCACAGCAAAAUGGUGGUACCUAAAUCGUGAAAACAGAGCUUUCUUUUUUUUUUUUUUUUUCCAUGAAAUUUAACUUGUGCAGCUAUUAAUCUCCCUGAUCUUUCCUGGGACAUUCAUUUGUAUUGGGUGUUUUUUUGUCCAAAACCAAAAACUGGGAACCCUGCUAAUAUUGUAACGACAACAGGAACGUGACACGUGCAUGUGCAGAUCUUUUGAGAGCCCUGCAGACAAUACUCAGGUUGCUUUAUUUCAGUGUCAUACUGUGUAGAGUGUUGUAGAUUACAUUGCUCGACAUUAGAAUGUACAACAAUGACAGUUUUUAUCAACUUACACUGCUAUGUAUUUUUGUGGUUCCUAGUCAGUAGUGCUGUACCUUUUAGCAUGCUUGCCUACGUGUGUCAUGACAUAAAACACACGACAUAAAAACAGCUGUAAAAACACACAGUUUUCUUUACAAUUCUGGGAAGCAGUAGAAAAGCUGUAGUUCUGCUUCUGUUCCGCCACAGAUGUGGCACUGUAUCAGCAAGGCUUUCAUCUUCCCGUUGCUCUUCAGGCGAUUUUUUUUUCUUCUUUUUUGUCAGAUCUUGAUAGCCUAUGAUAUGACGGAUUCAUAGGCACCAAAUGUGAUCUUGAUCCGCCACAUGGUCCGCGUGGUUCUGGAUAGUUUGCACAGCAAGAUUCGACUGCGGAUGUUUCAACGCUUGUGCUCAUUUCACGGCUCUCAAUGAGGAUUCCCUCCCAUUCUGCUUUACCCAGAAGCCCCUACUUAAAGAGUUAAUUAAUGAGGUCUAGGUAAUGAGCUGUCUAGUAGCUACGUAUUCUCUUCAAGAGAAUGCUCGUCUAGGCAUAACCCACCUGCAAAAAAUGGUAUCUGUGCUGCUCUCAUAGAUUUUUCCUUUUUUAAAAUCUGGUGCAGCUAAAGAAACCUGUAUAUAUUACACAAAGCCAUACUUGUCUCUGGGGCACGCUGUUUUUUUUUUGUAAUAACAUUUACUAAUGGGGAAUUUUUCUGCGGUGGAGUGGACAUUUACCAUGGGAACAGGUACUCCCGGCACCUCCCCACGAAGAGGCGCGGGCAUCAUUUUCUAUGAUAACACUCAUUUUGUUUGUGGGUGGUGUGGGAAAGAGGGACGGAGUCUCUCUCGAAGCACUGGGUUUUAGGAGUACGAUAACCUCUGAACGCAAGAUCGCAUUAGUGUACGAUGUCGCUUGGCAUUUUUAAGGAGACAAAUCUCACCCACAUCUUCAACCUGAUUCAUCUAAAAAUGGGAUAAUCGUUUCACAAACCCUUUAAUGAUAUUAGUGUCGAAAUGGAACCUAAACUUUUAGUUCUUGUGAUUUUCAUGUGGAUAGCGAGAAAACUCAUGUUUUGAGAAACGCAGCAAAUAAUGCAUUGUUGCCUUAGUUAAUAACACCCUACCUUAGGCUUUUACCCUAAAACAUGGGGCCCUAUGUAUGCACUGUACUAGAACAGUGAGUGCAAGUUAAUUACGAAAAUUGUUGAAAAGUUAUCAAAAUAACUAAUCAUUUCCUGAAGUUUUUUCUGAAGGAUUCUCACCAUUUUUGACUACUCAGUGUACAACAAAAUACUGUCUGUCUAGAGAGUCCCUGUUGUCUGUGGGAGAGGGAAAACUUGGUCAGUCGAUCUUUUAUCCACCCAAAUGAUGGAGUUUACCUUUGUAGCGAGCUUGAUGGAAAAACAUGAUAAUGUGGUCGACUGACAAUUAGCAACUGCUUAAAAUUAUUGUAAAAAUAGUGACUGUUUGACAUUGCAUCAUUAGUAGGAGUCUCCAAAAUUCUCUAGCAAGUUGAGUUUUAGCAAAAACAUCCAAUAUAUACUCGGAGCGGAAAUGUGCUGCAUGCCAUGCCAUGCUCCGCGACACGGGCUGGGUAUUUCAGAGACAGUGCAUCUUUGAUAUGGUAGCAGGUGCCAAACAAAGUCUUUUGUGUGAACAUGCACCUAUCUCUGUACAUUGUGAUGUUUGCACAAUGAAACUAUUAGGUAACUAGACAUGUUACAACAUUCAGGUUCUGUUUCCUCAAGUCUAGCCUAGCAGGGCUACUCAAACUUCCAAAUGGCAGGCGAGCGGUGUCCCUUUAAUUUCAGCUACAUAUUUAUUGAAUUUUCCAGGUACUACUCAGAGGGAGGCAUAGCUAUUUACAAAUGUAUAAAUACUUAUAUCAGAAUGCCGAGUGCCACAUGUUUUGCCCUUGACAAUUUCCCCUCCCCGACUUUUGUCUCCAUUGGUGUGCUUCUUUAAAUGUGUUCGUGUGCUUUUAGUGCAUUGUAAACUGUGUAUAUUAAAUGUAUGCAUCACCUAA